AUGGGCCGCUGCGUCAGCAUCGUUGUUGAAGGUGAUGUCCUCCGUGUGGCUGGGGAUCCAGCAAACUCUGGUGUUGUAGAGGUUCGUCAGGCCGUCCCUGAUGUCAUUCAGUCGGGGGUUCAGCGUGCCGUUGCGUGGGCCACGGCGUAUCUAAGGGCUUCUUGCUCCGCCUGGAAGAUGCUAGAGUGA
Molecule: messenger RNA, 189 nt
Organism: Perkinsus marinus ATCC 50983
Lineage: Eukaryota; Perkinsozoa; Perkinsida; Perkinsidae
Exons: 2
Coding region: 1-189 (62 amino acids)
Source: RefSeq, a predicted model, not a curated record